This is a messenger RNA of Peronospora matthiolae, 1104 nucleotides long. NCBI's taxonomy places the organism in Eukaryota, Oomycota, Peronosporomycetes, Peronosporales, Peronosporaceae. The record is from the annotation of a GenBank genome assembly.
AUGCGGCUGCAAGCAUUUGUCACGACCCGUCGCUUGUUCAGCUCUAGACGGCCGUCCAAUCGCUUCCCGCUGCUUGCAACUGCUCUCGAAGCCUUUUACAAGCAAUACAAUCACUUUGUCGUGCCUUACCACUUUCAGGUGCCACCGGAAGAUCCUUUCAAGGCCAGCGACUCCUUCGUUUGGCCGGAAGAUACGCGUGGAUUCCACUUGGGCCGCCAAAUCCGCAAGUUUGUGGGCAUUUCGAGUCGUGAGGAAGAGUCAACGGACCUUAUGGCUGUGCGAGAGCAAUUGGACGCUGUUGGGUUUCCUGCUAUUCGCGACUGGAGACGCUUCCAGUGGGAACAAGUGUCACUCUCAGCUUUGACCAGGUACAAGGAGAUUGAGGGCAAUCUGCUGGUACCUCGUAAGUUUGUGGUACCUACUGGAGAUCCACAGUGGCCGAGAGCUACGUGGGGACUAAGACUGGGCUCUCACGUAAAUUACUUACGUCGACGCCGAGACACAAUGACGAUGUAUCAGAUUCAGGACCUCGACAAGAUUGAGUUCGUGUGGGUUGUCGCAGACUACGCUUGGAACGUGCUUUUCAUGCCAGCAUUACGACAAUUUCGUCAACUGUACGGUCACUGCGAUGUGCCACAGAACUACGUGGCUGGUGUCAGUAGUGACAGUGGAACAGAAGGCUGGCACUCGUGGGCAAAGGAACUCACAGGCUAUCGUCUAGGAGCGACGGUGAACCGCAUUCGAUCGAAUUCGGCAUUUCUACACUUCAUGGAGCGCGACAAGAACGAGCUGGAGCAGUUGGGCUUCUACCUGAAUAGUCAUGACCGUACAUGGACAGAAACGAUCUUGCCUGCAUUCAAGACGUACUUCUGUAUCUACGGCAACUGCGACAUCGACACAAGCUUUAUCGUACCGGAAGAAGAGUCGUGGCCACCGUCGGCGUGGAAUCUUCGCCUUGGCUUUAUUGUGCGAAAUAUCCGGAACCGCGGUGAUUACUUUUUGCAAAUUGCGCAAGACCUUGGAGCACUAGAGGAGAUCGGGUUUGUGUGGAACGUAGCUGCUGCCAAGUGGGAGCACGCGGUGUUACCUGCUUUACACACGUAA